AUGAACCCUAGGAUACAACACGGCCGCCACAUUCUCAGGGUAGCUCGUGGCACCGCUCCCGGAUGGAGCAUUUCUGCCCGGCGGCCUCCGACAAACCCAUCGCUUGUGGCUGCUCAAUUCCACCGAUUCCAGAUCCAGUCCUUCGCAACAUCUCCCUCCCGUCGGCAAGAGCGGAGACAGGCACCACCUCCUCCCGAGCCGCCGGCUCCCGUACCAGAGACCACUGAACCCGUCCAAGCAACACCCGCGCCCCCGUCUGGCAGCACCCAGGCAGCCGAGUCCUCCAAGCCCCCAAAGAAGCGCCUCGCGCCCCGCAUCAUCUUCGCAGCCGUCUUCAUCUUCAUCGGUUCAGCCGCCGGCUCAUCUCUGCGGCUCCUCCUCUCCCCGCCCAACCCCCCAGAACCCGGCACCGCCGAAGAUGAAUACACCAAACAAGUCCUGCGCGAGCAGGCCGCCAAGCUGCCGCUCGUGCAGCAGCUGAGCGCCGACCCCGCCUGGCAAUCCUGGGACGCGUACGAGUCCUUCUCGCCCGAGCAGCGCGCGCAGCACAUCACGGCGGGGGCGCUGGCCGGGUCCCGCGGCGUGGGCGGGUACCAGCGCAUCUUUUACCACCCGGCCAGCGGCGAGUUCGUCAGCGUCGUCUACUUUGGGGGGGCCACCACGGGCUGGCCCGGUGUGGUGCACGGGGGUUGCCUGGCCACUAUCUUGGACGAGAGCUGUGGGCGGGCUGCUUUCAAGCAGUGGGGCGGUAAACCAGGCGUGACGGCGAGUUUGACGCUUGAGUACAAGCGCGUGACGCUGGCGAAUGGCUUCUACGUGGUGCGUGUGCGGCCGCGCGCAGAGGAGGACCUGCUUGAGAGCGAGAGGGGUAAGAGGCAUUACAAGUGCUUUGUUGAUGCGACGGUUGAAGACGCGGCUACGGGCACCGUGACGGCGACGGCCGAGGCGCUGUUUGUUGGCGGUCAGGGGAAGAAGAAGAAGAGCCUGGUUAGCUGGGGCGGUGAAGCGCAGGAGAGUCAUAUCAAGUUUUGA
Molecule: messenger RNA, 1032 nt
Organism: Canariomyces notabilis
Lineage: Eukaryota; Fungi; Ascomycota; Sordariomycetes; Sordariales; Chaetomiaceae
Exons: 1
Coding region: 1-1032 (343 amino acids)
Source: RefSeq, a predicted model, not a curated record